Trichoderma asperellum CBS 433.97 is the source of this 2058-nucleotide messenger RNA. RefSeq lists its product as uncharacterized. The record is from RefSeq and is a predicted model, not a curated record. NCBI's taxonomy places the organism in Eukaryota, Fungi, Ascomycota, Sordariomycetes, Hypocreales, Hypocreaceae. Gene Ontology annotation, molecular function: zinc ion binding; DNA binding; DNA-binding transcription factor activity, RNA polymerase II-specific. Gene Ontology annotation, biological process: regulation of DNA-templated transcription; DNA-templated transcription.
AUGACUCAGGCCGUUAAGAGGGCCUGCGAUGCCUGCCAUCGCCGAAAGGUCAAGUGCGACGGCAUCAACCCGUGCCGCAACUGCUCUUCCGCCCAGCUGUCCUGCACCUACAAUGCCAUCCCCCAGAAGAAGGGUCCCAAGGGCUCGCGAGCCAAGGUUAUCAGCGAGCUGCGAGAGACCCAGCGACAGACGAGCCUUUCCGCCAAGGUGCAGAACCGCAUGAACGGCAUUCCAUGUCCGCCCGCAGCCCAGAGCCUCGCCCCUACGCCGGGCAUGUUGACCAGCGACAUGGUCAAGGAGUGCUCUCAGUUUUUCUUCGACCACAUGAACGCACAGGCCCCUAUUCUGGACCGGAGACAGGUAGAGCAGCAGAUUCUCUACAUGGAGCAGAACCGAGAUGCCUAUUGUUUGAUGACUUCCAUGUGCGCCUUUGUCAUGCUGCAGCCUGGCAUGACCAUGCCUGCCGGUGACCCGUACAACCUCGACAUGGUUCCCGGAGCCAACAUCAUCUCCAGCCAGCUUCUUUUGGAAGAGACCCUUAGAGUUCGGAAAGGAUACGAGUACCUAGAACAGAUCACAGUCAAUGCAUUGGCCACCAACUUCUUCCUCUUUGGAUGCUACUACGGCCAGGAGGCGCAUGAGAAGGCAUGGUACUACCUCCGCGAGGCUACCACCAUGAUCCAGAUGAUUGGCAUGGAUAAGGAAGACUACUACCUGCAAUUUGAUAUCUCUGAAGCCUCCCGUCUCCGCCGGCUUUACUGGUUGUUUUAUGUUAUUGAGAGAGCGUAUGCCAUCCAGCGCCAGCGCCCCUUGACUCUCCAGGCGACAAUCAAGCUCCCCACUCUUGGAGAUGAUCCUACCGAUCCUCUCUCCCAUCAGCUGAACGGCUUCAUUCUGCUUAUCAACCUCUUUAGACCUUUUGAUGAUGCCUUUACAAACACCUGGAACAAGACCCGGAGCCACCUCUCCCCUCAGUACAUCAGUGGCCUGCAGAAGCAGCUUAAUGAUGCCGUUCAGACACUGGCCUGCCAUGACCCAGCAUGGAACGACCUCAACACUAACCAGCAGUGGCUCAAGAACACUGUAUGGCAGCUGAGCAACGGCGGAGCCGUCGCCACUGAGGGAUCCAUGUCCUUCCAGUUCCCCAUGAACGUAUCCAGAGAGAUGCUCAUGAACAUGGCCUCGCAGUUCCCUGGCCAGGGUAUGGAGCUAUUGAACUCUGGACUGCUUGAGAAGCUCGUCGAAGGCACGUAUUCUAUGACUGAGUAUCUGGCUAUGCAGCCCGCGUCUCGCGAUCCCUUCGCAAUUGGGCCUCAAGAGCACCUCAGCCAAAUCAUCACUAUUGUUGCCGCCUCCAGAAACGGCGACUACCGUUUCCUUCCCCUUCUCAUGAGCAAGGUUAGCGAAGUGCUCCCACGCCUUGCGAACCCAAUGCUCCAGAACGUCCCCGAGACGGCGGCUAUGGCCAAUGUCGACAUCUUUGACGGAUUUGGCAGCGCUGGCAUGGCCCAGCCUCCCCAGAUGCAGAUGAUGGACGCCGAAUACGACCGCAAGUUUUCCGUUGAAGAGUACGAGAAGAAGUACACCAUGGAAAUGACGGGAGGCACUCCAGACUCUCAUGCCACCUCAAACUCUGGCAACACUCCGCCUGGCGCUCGCCAGUCUUCUGAGAUUGCAAACUCUUUUGUCAGCUCUCCACCAAUGAUGUCUCCUACUAUGGAGUAUCCUCACGGCAUCAACGGCUUCUCUGUUACGCCAAUGUCUGAAAUGGUUAUGAGCCCAAUGGGAACCCACCCGCCUCCACCCCAACAGCAUCACCAACACAUGAACCAACAAUCGCCUAAUCAUAUCCACGACGCAAUGGGCCAACCGCACAUGGGCAUGACACCACAGAACAUGCGGCCAGGCGGGAUGCAACCUACUCACCACAUGAACGGCAUGAUGAAUGUCCGACAAUCGCCACAAAGACAAGACAGUUUUGCCAUGCCUGGCCAGCCCCAGCACUUUCACAGUAUGAAUGCGAUGACCGGGGAGAUCAAUUUCAACUCACUGCGGUAG